CGUCCCGUCGGAACCAGAAACAUUCAUACACAUCUGUGCGGCCAAUGAAUCGUUGCGCGAGCACCGCAGCCGUGGCCGACGACCGCACCGUGGUUACGACGCCCGUUAUCGUGUUGCGCGUGGUCUCGUAGCGCGCGCCCGCGCGUGUCCAGAAACGUCUCAAAACCGCGGGUCUCCCGCGUACCAUGACUUCUCAGUUCUCGCAGCAACUCGCCAAAAAUAUUGGACAUCAGACCGCAUUAGCGCCGCCGCAGUCACUGUUAGCACAGCCGCCGCACACGUCUUCGUCGUCUUCGUCCAGUCCACCGCCGCUGCAGCUCUCGUCCGCCAACCACCGACGUCUAUCUUCCGUAUCGCCGCAACCGCAACAGCAGCAGCCACAACAACAGGCGUCGUCCAACAGUACAUCGUCGCCGUCGUCCGCCGGAGGCACAGCGCCGCCGCCGCCGCCGCCGCCGUCGUCCACGGCCCCGUCGUCCAUCGGCGGCAGUCCCACCGCAGCCGUAGCCACGGUCAGCACGUCCACCGCCGCCGCGGCCGCCGCGCCGCCCCGGUGCUGCGACACCGGCCGGCCCAUAUUCACCGACCCCAUCACCGGGCAGACCGUCUGUUCGUGCCAGUACGAUCUCCUUAGCUACCAGCGGCUGGCCGCGUCCGGCGUGCCCGCGCUGUCCAUGUACACCGCUCCGUAUCCCGAGGGCAUGGCCGCCUAUUUCCCGGCCCUCGGUUCCGACCAGCCGCCGUUCUACUCAGCCGCUGCAGCGGGACUUGAUCUCAAAGAGAACUUGGCAGCUGGAGCUACAUGGCCGUACCACUCGGUCUAUCACCCCUACGACGCGGCGUUCGGGUACCCUUUCAACGGGUACGGCAUGGACCUAAAUGGAGCCAGACGGAAAAACGCCACACGGGAGACCACCAGCACGCUGAAGGCUUGGCUCAACGAGCAUAAGAAGAACCCGUACCCGACCAAAGGCGAGAAAAUCAUGUUGGCAAUCAUCACCAAGAUGACGCUCACCCAGGUCAGCACGUGGUUCGCAAACGCCAGAAGGCGGUUGAAAAAGGAGAAUAAAAUGACUUGGGAGCCCAGGAACAGGGUCGAAGACGAGGACAACAACAACGAGGAUGACCGCAAGAGCCCCGACCCAAAAGAUCUCGAUUGUAAAGACUCGGGUACGGGUUCCAGCGAGGACGGCGACCGGCCGGGCGCUAACCACACGGGUAGCGAAUGGAGCGAGUCGCGGGCCGACAGCGGACCGGACUCGCCGGAGCUGUUCGAACGGCCGCCGCCGCCGCACUUCCUGCACCACCCGCCGCCGUACCACCACGGCCACUACCCGGGAGCGCCGCACCACCCGCCGCCGUCACACCUCAACCACCACCUGCACCAUCACCACCCGUCGGCGGCGGCCCCGGCGCACCACCGGUUCGCGUCCGUGUCGCCGCCGGUGACCGGCGGCAUCGGCGUAGGCGGUGGCCUGCUGCCGCCGCAGAGCAGCGCGCCGAAACCGCGCAUAUGGUCGCUGGCCGAUAUGGCCAGCAAGGACUCGACCAACACCGCGACCACGACCACGGCCGCGGGCGACACGUCUGGCGCCGCCAACAGUAGUCCGCCUCCGCCGCCGCCGCAGCAGCAGAGGUCGCCGCACCACCAGAGGCAUCAGACGUCGUCGCCGCCGCCACCGUCCUCGCUGCCGGCCGGAUACGCGAGACACGAACAGCUGUACCGAUCGUUCUACGAGGACCCGGCGGCCGCCGCGUACCACGCGCGCACGUUCGGCAGCGGCGGCGCCUCGAUAGUGUUCCAGCCGUCAGCCGCCCAUCAGCACCAUUUGCACCAGCAGCAGCAGCAGCAGCAGCAGCAAAUGCACGCGGUCGCCGCGGCCGCGGCCGAGCCGUCGCCCGUAUCGUCCACGUCCGACACCGAAUCCGUUGUGGCCGUCCAGCACGCCGAACGCGCUUAAAACUCUUAAGGCUCGACUGCGCCCGCGUACACACACACACGCGCGUAAAUCCAAAGAUGUAAUAGAAAAAUCAAACGUUGUUCGUGUACAUAGUAUAUAUCUAAUAUUAAAAAAAAAAAAUUAUUGUUGUACAUAUUAUAAUGCGUAGUGAUAUAUUAUUAUACGC
This is a messenger RNA of Sipha flava (yellow sugarcane aphid), 2127 nucleotides long. It is a transcript of the gene mirr, whose product is annotated as homeobox protein caupolican. Gene Ontology annotation, biological process: cell development; regulation of transcription by RNA polymerase II; neuron differentiation. Gene Ontology annotation, cellular component: nucleus. Gene Ontology annotation, molecular function: RNA polymerase II cis-regulatory region sequence-specific DNA binding; DNA-binding transcription factor activity, RNA polymerase II-specific. The record is from RefSeq and is a predicted model, not a curated record. NCBI's taxonomy places the organism in Eukaryota, Metazoa, Arthropoda, Insecta, Hemiptera, Aphididae.